Molecule: messenger RNA, 2433 nt
Organism: Aricia agestis (brown argus)
Lineage: Eukaryota; Metazoa; Arthropoda; Insecta; Lepidoptera; Lycaenidae
Product: dynein regulatory complex protein 11
Exons: 11
Coding region: 1-2433 (810 amino acids)
Molecular function (GO): ATP hydrolysis activity; ATP binding; protein binding
Source: RefSeq, a predicted model, not a curated record
AUGUCCAAUAAAACUUAUCACGAAUUAAUUUGCACCACUUCUGAGCUACUCGGAGAAGCUACUCAAGCCGAUGAAGCAUUAUUCGAAAUUGGCAUCACUGAGAAAACAGCGAUUCAACCGAUUCUUUCUGAGCUACGAAUAAGGUAUACCAUAUUACUGGCAAGACUGGAUACUGUAUACGAUCAAAUGCUGCAGCCCCAAAAGCGGUUGGUCGUGAAACGACUGCUCGAAGCCUGUCUCGGAAGACUUCUUGAAGUGAAGCACGAUUUGGUGGAAAUUCAUCUAUCGGACCAUACCUAUGACGAUGACGAUGCUCUUGAAAAACUUCAUGUUACGCCUAUCGAAGCGGAACCCUGUAUUCCUGAGUACUUUAUCAGAGAAAGGGAAGAGGAGGUGGAGCAGCGUCGUAAUUUUAUUACAGAAGUUUUAAGAAAAUUAGGUUACGAAUCCCCAAAACCUCGGCCUCUUAUAUUGACUGAACAACAGGCAAUUAUUAUCAUACAAAGUCAUGAAAGAGCGAGACAGGGUCGACUCAGGGGUCAAUUUAUGAAAGAGAUUCGUCUUUUAAAGGAAAAAGGUAGAGAUCAAAAGAGCGAAAUGUCAGCAACUGCAGCGACUGCUAUUCAAAGAGUUUGGAGAGGUUUCAUAACUAGACGGGAAACUAGAAAAAGAAAACACUUAGAACAAUUGUUGAUUGGAAUGGAGCUACAACCUUUUAUAGAGUCUGAAGAAAUAAAGAAAGCUGAGCAGAUCAGACAACAUCGGAGAACUUUACAAAAUGAAUUAAAGAAAGAGUACAAUGAAGCCUUGGAUAAGAUCGAAAAAGAUUUACGAGUACAACACGAAGCUAAAAUCAAUGAACAAAUCGGAGAUGAAUUGAGAAGAUGGUUUACAGAGUAUUAUGAAAGAACAGGACGCUUGCCAGAGUUUCCUUCAGAAGACGCAGGUGGAAGUAGGGCUAUGUUUAGUAGACAAGGAACUGCCGCAGAUAGCGAUCCCAGUAAAAUGUCGCCUAUUUCAUCUAAGGACUCAAAAAGAAGUAAGGAAAGCAAGGAUAAAAAGAAUGACAAAGUUGAAGAUGGUAAAAAUAAAGAUGAAAGUGAAGAUUUAAAAACAUUUAAGUGCACUGAAUCAGCAUUUUUACAGGACAUAAUUAGUGCUAAUGAAGAGUUUGAGGAUAUUUGGAAGUUUAAGGACGAUGGCGAUGAACAACAAGAAAAAUUUGAUAAAGACAUGAUUGGAAGAGAAAAAAUGCUAAAAUUAGAACAAGAAAUAAGAAAUAACGUUGACGAAGUGAUGAGGGGUGAAUUAGAUCUUCUACAAGCGGCGUUUGAUAGGGACAGAGCUCAUAAAGGAAAAAAAGCAAAGAAGCCACAGAAAAAGGUUCGUCGCGGAGGUAAAAAGAAUAAAAAGAAGAAAGAAAAAGAUUUAACUCCAGAUAGAACAACGGAAUCCCUUUUUGAAGAAUUAAUUACAAAUGGAAUUAUUCGACCGUAUCCAUCCGUAAGAAUUGAUGAUUAUUUUGGCGAGAAAAACUAUCUAGGACAUGAAAUGCGAAAACAAGGCAUUGAGCCAUCUCCUUGUUUGGGAGAUAUACGUCAGCUUGUAAAAGAGUACUGCAUUCUGUCUCUCGGGUCUGAAGCUGUAAGAAACAGUGCUCCUCUAGUUCGCUCAGUUUUGAUUUCAGGACCAUCAGGCAGUGGUAAAAAAAUGUUAGUCCAUGCGAUCUGUAGCGAAGUGGGUGCCACACUUUUCGACUUAACACCAGCGAACAUAGUUGGGAAGUAUCCCGGGAAAACUGGACUAAUUAUGCUUAUUCACCUCGUUACGAAAGUUUCGAGACUGUUGCAGCCAUCAGUCAUCUGGAUGGAUGAUGCUGAAAAGCCAUUCGUGAAGAAAAUACCCAAAACAGACAAAACCGAUCCGAAAAGGUUGAAAAAAGAUUUGGUGAAAAUUAUCAAAGCCAUCAACCCCGAAGAUCGAGUGCUCUUUAUUGGGACAUCACGAGCGCCGUGGGACGCUGAACAAAAGUUGCUGUUCCAGUGCUACUCCAAAGUCAUACAGAUUCCUAGGGCAGAUUACGGCAGUAUAUCAUUAAUGUGGAGAUGUCAGCUGCAUAGAGCGGGGGCUUUAUCUCCGAGAUUAGAUUUGUCGUGCCUGUCGAGAGUUUCAGACUCAUACACAAUUGGUACGCUGUUGUCGGCUCUGAAUUCUGUGCUGACAACGAAAAGAAGGUUGCAAUUGAAAAUUCGAGCGUUGACAGCGCACGAGAUCGCCACGCAACUCAGCUGUCGCGAGCCAGUGUAUGCUGAGCAGGAAGCUGCAGCAGAAUCCUGGUGGUCUAAAACGCCUUUGGAGAGACGACGCCAAAAAGUUCUGCAACGAUUACUCGAACUAGAACAAGAAAACGAAGAAAAAGCUGCUGCUAAAUAG